Messenger RNA from Penicillium brevicompactum, 933 nucleotides. RefSeq lists its product as uncharacterized. The transcript has a single exon. The record is from RefSeq and is a predicted model, not a curated record. NCBI's taxonomy places the organism in Eukaryota, Fungi, Ascomycota, Eurotiomycetes, Eurotiales, Aspergillaceae. Bases 1 to 933 code for a protein of 310 amino acids.
AUGUCAGAUCUCGAAGUCUGGGAGGUGGUGUGUCGUUGGCAUGCCAUGAAGCUUCUGUAUGAUCUCUAUAACGACCGUGUUAUUCAACUAUGUUACUUUCUAUCAAUACCCUUAUAUUCUGCCUCGGACGAGUUCGAAGAAUUUGCAGACGCUGUGGCACAUGAAGGGAUUCUUCCAAUGCCGUCUUGCGGCACAGAGAAUGUCUGUCAACUUGAUACGGCGCAGAAGCAGCGAGUCUACCAACGUUUCUACAAAGCGCUCACUGCCCACUGGGUGGCAGUAGAAUCGCUUUGUCUCACAAGAGUAACGGAUUUCGAAACAACUGACCAACGCAAUCGCCAUCUGGGUAUGGUUUGGGAUAUCUGGACGAACAACCCUGACAGAACACUUUUGGAAAAAUUAGAGGUCCUGGAAGUCACUGAUUUUGUUUGGGGCUUCCUUGGACGCAAAAUUUUCUCAGAAAUUGACGCUCCUUCCAAAUGGCUGAAAGGUGGGGGCGAAGACUUGCUGAAUUACUACAUGAAUGAUCAAUAUAGUAAACACUCGAACUGGCUCCAUUUCAUCCGAGAUGUCGCGCAAUGUCUGAGACCGCCACAUAUUAUUGAGCUUCUCCUGCUCAAUACCUGGAAUACCGAAAGCAGAUGGUGUACUCAAGGCCUUAAUUACUUGCACGAGCUCAAAUUUGCUCAGACUGGAGCUGUGCGACAGGUAAAUGACAUGAAUCAAACGGAGGAUUCCUUCCCUUUGACCGUUUUGGAGGAUGAUGUGGUGAAUGAGCUUACUGCGAGCAAAGCCUCGGUGGCACAAAGUCCAGAGUUUUGUCAACUGAGGUGGGAUAUGUACAGAUGUGAAAAAUGGGUCUUUGAGUCAAGAACCAAGAUAUUUCUCCUUGAACCGACACCUGAACAGAUAUAUGAAAGUAUCUUUGGGUAG